Corythoichthys intestinalis (scribbled pipefish) is the source of this 4536-nucleotide messenger RNA. RefSeq names its product G protein-coupled receptor 84 (gene gpr84). NCBI's taxonomy places the organism in Eukaryota, Metazoa, Chordata, Actinopteri, Syngnathiformes, Syngnathidae. Gene Ontology annotation, biological process: neuropeptide signaling pathway. The record is from RefSeq and is a predicted model, not a curated record. The transcript has 2 exons. The coding region runs from base 61 to 1263 and encodes 400 amino acids. Gene Ontology annotation, cellular component: plasma membrane. Gene Ontology annotation, molecular function: urotensin II receptor activity.
CGGGGCACGGUGAGACGGAGAUUUUUAUCAACUUUGCAGACAACUGGCGGGAAUUUGAGGAUGUUGCUGAAUGUCACCAACCAAUCAGAGGAUGCCUUCUCCUGCUACAGCGCUUCAGUGGAAGGCUACCGCUACUUUGCAGUCCUGUGGGGAUGCGCGGUCACCAUCACCGGUACGGUGGGGAACCUGAUGACCAUUCUGGCCUUCGCUAUGGACUCACAACUGAGGACCCGCUUUAAUGUGCUAAUCGUCAACCUGGCUGUGGCUGAUCUCCUCUACUGCACCAUUCUGCAGCCAAUCUCCGUAGAUUCCUAUCUGUACCUCAGAUGGCGCAGCGGCGAGCUCUGGUGCAGGACCUUCGGCCUGCUCCUCUUCCUGUCUAACUCAGUCUCCAUUAUCACUCUCUGCCUUGUAGCAAUGAGUCGAUACAUCCUGGUUGCUAAAAGGGCCUUGUUUAACCGGAUUUUUUCAGACUGCGGGCUGGUUUUCCUCCUCUUGUCGACAUGGGCGCUCGGACUUGCCAGCUUCGGCCCGCUCUGGUCCGUUUAUGUGUUUGUGCCUCAAGUUUGCACAUGCAGCUUCCAUCGUACCAGGGGUCGUCCCUACAGCACCAUCCUGCUCUUUUUCUACUUUUUCGUCGGACUGGGCUGCGUAGGCACUUUCUAUCUCCUCAUUUAUCGGCGCGUCCGGGUUGCUUCAAAGGCCCUGCUCCGUUACAGGCUCAGCAGGCGGUCUUCUAAAAAGAAACCGCCCCUCUCUGCACCAGGCACUGAUGACAGUGGUGUGGAGAGUGGGAUGGCCACUGCGAGCACUGAGCUAAGCAACCAGGGCAAACUCAUGCAGAGUAAAGAGGAUGUCAAUAGUGACAAUGCACCCUUCGAAGCACAGGACGAGCCAAUAAAUCAAUUGGGAGGAAGCAAGUCAAUUCCUGAUGUUGUCAAUAAGCCACAUUCAAGCCCACCUGCGCCCAACUCUGCGGCAUCCCACACAGCAUCCUCAGGAGACGAUGGAGAAUUUAGGCGCGUGACUCGCAUGUGUUUUGCGGUUUUCUUGUGUUUUGUGUUUUGCUUCGUCCCCUUUAUGUUACUUAAUAUUGUUGAUAAGAGUGGUCGUGCCCCGCAGGUGCUGCACAUGUUCUGUGCAAACCUCACCUGGCUCAACAGCUGCAUCAACCCUGUGCUCUACGCUGUCAUGAACCGACAAUUCCGACGAGCCUACCAAUUGCUGCUCACCAGGGCAGUGACACCAUUCACAUGCCGCUAGAUUCAGGGCUCAUAGAUUCCCUCAACACAAAAAAGUUUUUACAAGAACUGGAGAAAUAUUCUAUUGAUAUUUACAUAUCACAAAAUCCAUAGAUGAGAAACAACGUGCUAUAGGAAUAUUUAUUGAUUAAAAAAAAGCACUUGAUACAAUUAAUCAUCAAUAAUUAAUCAGCAAAUUAGAUAAAUAUGACAUUAGGGGAAUAGUUUUAGAUUGGGUUAGGGGCCAUUUAUCUAAGAGGAGACAAUUUGUUAAACUAGGGGAUUUUUGUUCUUCUCACCUAGAUAUUGUGUGUGGGGUCCCACAAGGGUCAGUGCUGGGGCCUAAAUUGUUUAUUUUGUAUAUUAAUGAUAUUUGCAAUGUGUCUAAGUUAUUGAAAUUGGUUCUUUUUGCCGAUGACACGAAUAUUUUUUGUUCAGGAGAGAAUUUAAAGAAAUUACAGGAUGGGUAAAUUGAACAUUUGGUUUGAUUUAAAUAAAUUAUCUUUAAACUUCGUAAAAACUAAAAUUUAUGUUGUUUGGUAAUAAUAAAAUGAAUUCCCAGGCAUUUGUUUCUAUUGAAGGAGUGGAUAUUGAGAGCGCUUCUGAAAUAAAAUUUCUUGGAGUCAUUAUUGAUGGAAAAAGAAAUUGGAAACCACACAUCAAAUAUUUACAAAAUAAAAUAUCAAGGAGUAUUCCAGUAAUAAAUAAAGCAAAAUUGUUUUUAGAUUUUGAUUCUCUCUAUAUUCUGUACUGUUCUUUAGUUCUUCUAUUUACCUUACUGUGUGGAAGUCUGGGGAAAAAACUCAUUGCAUCUCUAUUCUCCAAAAAAAGAGUAAUACAUAUCAUUCAUAAGAAAGGAUAUGUGGAUCACACUCAUUUCCUUUUUUUUGAUUCAAAGAUUUUAAAAUUUGCUGAUUUGGUGCAUUACCAAACAGUGCAAAUUAUGUUCAAAGCAAAAAAUAAUAAACUGCCUCGUAAUAUUCAACAAUUGCUUAAUUUAGAAGAAGGGCAGUAUGAUCUUAGAAGGACAUUUAAUUUCAAAAGGAUUAGGAUGAGUACAACAAUGAGAGGUUUCAGUAUAUCAGUUUGUGGAGUAAGGAUGUGGAAUGCUCUGAAUGUAGAGUUAAAAAUAUGUCAAAGUAUUUAUCAAUUUAAGAGAAUGUUUAAUUAGUCAAUAUUUCAGUGUUACAUGUGCGAAACUGUGCAAUGAUGUUUUUUUUUUUUAAGUUGUUUUAUUUAUCUUUGUGUGUUUAUUUACUUAUUGAUUUGUGAUAUUGAUAUGCACGUACAGCAUGUAUAGUUUUGAAUUAUAUGAAGGUGUGUUUUAAGUAUAAAAUUCAUUAUAUUUUGAAUGUGUAGGGGUGGGACCUAAUAAGCUAUGCUUCUUCUCACUCCUUUUCAGAUGCUUCAGUGUUAUUAUUUCAAAUAAUUUUUGUGUGGAUUUUGAGGCUGAUUAAUUUUAACAUCUGAAAUAAAAUAAAUCAAAUCAAAUAAAUAAAUCAAACAAUGUAAAACAGGGGUCACCAAAAAAAUGUCCAGGGGUUCCAGACUGCUCCCCAAAAGUUUUCACUUUCAAAAAGAUUACGGACCCCUCCUAUACAAAAACAGAAAACUCACUGGCAGGCUAAGAAAUAUUAGUGGUAAAAGUGAAAGUAGCAAUUGUGAGAAAAGGGAACAAAAAGGCUCAAGGAACUCUAGUAACAUUUCUUAAUUUUUUUCAAUGUCCUUUUACUUGUUGGUCUUGCCACCCUUAUUAUUUUUAACUUCACCUUUAAGGCACAUUUGCUAGAUUUAGCUUACAUUUUUUAUAUUAAGCAAACACUUUUUUCAUUUUGAAAUACCUACCCAUUGUUACAUCAUUUGUGUCACAUUAUGAAUGAAACCCCCACCAUGUCGCGGCAGGAAUUUCCCCUACACGAAUUGAGGAACUUUCACAAGAAAGUAAAAGCAGAAAUUGGGAGAAAAUGGUGCAGUUCCAAGAUAUUCAAGUCAUGUUUCUUUAAAAAAAAAUUCCAGUAUGCAAUCGUUUUAUUUGUUGGUCUGCCGACAUUCAAGAUGUUUAUUGUGAUUUGUGAGGUAAAUUUAGCUAUUAACGCAUAUUGAAGACACGUUUGCUAGCAAAAUUUAUGAGGCACAUGCAUUUCCUUUUUUUCCAUGGGCUACUUAUUCCACUGUUACAUAAUGUGUGUCACGUUAAGAAUGAAAUCCCAACAUGUUGCAGCAGGAAGAAUUUCCUGUCAGGCACCAGACGACACAUUUCAUACUGUGAAUUGAGAAACCUGUGACUCAACUGCAACUAUUAAGAUGAGUCAGUGUAGUUUUCUUGACAAUUACGUACCAAACACAAAUACUGUACUUACCAAUUAUGCUUUGCUUCUAUCAGGUCCAUGAAAUGAGUUUAGCCGCCAGCAAUGUCAUUUCAUUUCCUUUUUCAUCACUUACAAAUUGCAAACAGUGUUGCUACCUUGCCUAAGGUAGUGAAUCCCUGUACAUCUAGAAAAAAUGGUUCCUAGAAACCAAUUAGAAAUUGGUUAGUCAAACUAUAAUAUUCCACAAAUGUUUUAACUAUGAGUCACAUUAUGUCUGAAAAUCUGUUCUAGGUUGAUUAUUAUAUUACCGUAUUGGCCCAAAUAUAAGACGGCCUUGAUUAUAAGACGACCCCCUCUUUUUCAAGACUCAAGUUUGAAAAAAGACUUUUUGAACACCAAAUUAUAAUUACAGCACAUCUGAAACAAAUGAUUGUAACAAUAUAUUUGAGAGAAAAACAUUUUAUUUUGCCUCAUUCAAAUCUUAAUAUCUGAACAUUUAAAUAUGUACACAAAUCACAUUCGUAAAUAAAUGGCUCCUAAUCUUUGAAAUGUAAAUAAACCAAUCUAUUGUGAUAAAACAACAAAAUUACAAUAACUGCAUUAACCAUUGAAGUGAAGUCUUACUGGAACUGUAGUCUUGAAACAAAUCUGAAUAAGGAAAAACAUUGCAAUAAAAUAAUGCAAACUGGUUAAACUUGGGAGUAGCUGAGAUCUGUCAUGACAGAACAUCACUUCAAUGAUAUCGGCGCCAUCUAGCGCCGUGAAUGGGUAUAAUGUCUAGACCGCGACUAUAAGACGACCCCCACUUUUUCAGUCAUAUUUCAAUGCAAAAACACCGUCUUAUAUUCGGGCCAAUACGGUUUCUGCACUUUUAAAAUGGACGGGUGCAUUUUGUAUUAAUAUGUCAAAUAUUUAAAUAUAUAGUUUAUUAAAAAAUAAAUCCAAAGGUUAUAUAUAGUGACUUCUUCUUGAGUCAAGUUGAUCAC